CCAGACAUUCCCAAAAUUGCUUGUUGAUUUGGCCGAGUUCAGUCAACCAUGGGCGUCUGCAGCACCUUCCUUCACGCCCGUGAUAGCUCUCUCCGCCUUUUUCCCUGUCUCUCCGAUCCUGUUCGGAGAUCAUCUUUGUUCCUCAAAGUUUCACUUGUGGCGCUGCACCUCGUCUUCCUCGGCGUCCUAUUCCUUUUCGAUGCUCAAUUUCUUCAUAAAACUCAACGAGAUCCAUGGUACAUGGGUUCUUUUUUCUUCUUGUUUUUCGCCACGCUGCUGCAGUAUUUUGUUACUUCUGGCUCUUCACCUGGAUACGUUGUCGAUGCAAUGAGGGAUGCUUGCGACACAAAUGCUGUGUUCGUAAAAACACCAACGACCUCAAACGAAGACAACCUGCUUCGAGCCAAGAAUGAUAGCUUAGUUGUUACUGUGGAAGGAGGUCAAUCUGGUUCGCGUGUUAAUCUUAAUGGAGGUAAUGCAACAUCCUGGCCAAAAUUGGUUUUGGGCAUGUACCCCCCAGGAACAUCUGUAAGGAAUUUGACAUGCUGCUAUUGUCAUGUUGAGCAGCCUCCACGAGCAAAACAUUGUCAUGAUUGUGAUCGAUGUGUUCUUCAGUUUGAUCAUCACUGCGUUUGGCUGGGAACAUGUAUAGGCCAGGGUAACCAUUGUAAAUUUUGGUGGUACAUUUGUGAAGAGACAGCCCUAUGCAUCUGGACAUUCAUACUGUACAUUGAGUACCUGAAGGAUAACAUAUCAAGGGUUUGGUGGAAGGAUGCGAUCAUCAUACUGCUGCUGGUUAUUUUGGCAAUCUCGUUGAUUUUUGUGCUGCUCCUAUUGCUUUUUCACAGCUACCUCAUUCUGACGAAUCAGACCACAUAUGAACUCGUGAGACGGAGACGUAUUCCAUAUUUGAGGAAUAUACCAGAGCGGGUGCAUCCUUUCAGCAGAGGGAUCCGCACAAAUCUGUACAACUUCUGUUGUGGUCACCGCCACCACAGGAGAUACUAUCUAGAGCCGCUGCCUACAGCAUACGAACUUGAGGAAAAAUCAAGAUCCUACACGUGCUUUGACUUGUUGAAAUGCCGCUGCUGCUGAAUUUUGUUGUUACCUACCUCCAUUGUUUCUUUCUUUUGGAUCUUGACGAAACAGUUGGUCAUCGAACAAGCCUGUUAAAUAUUUUACACACGCCUAUAUAUAUAAGACUAUUCAUUC
This is a messenger RNA of Tarenaya hassleriana, 1212 nucleotides long. Its product is annotated as protein S-acyltransferase 10. Gene Ontology annotation, cellular component: Golgi apparatus; endoplasmic reticulum. Lineage: Eukaryota; Viridiplantae; Streptophyta; Magnoliopsida; Brassicales; Cleomaceae. Gene Ontology annotation, biological process: peptidyl-L-cysteine S-palmitoylation; protein targeting to membrane. Gene Ontology annotation, molecular function: protein-cysteine S-palmitoyltransferase activity. The record is from RefSeq and is a predicted model, not a curated record. Bases 49 to 1095 code for a protein of 348 amino acids. The transcript is spliced from 11 exons.